Malus domestica (apple) is the source of this 1453-nucleotide messenger RNA. RefSeq names its product growth-regulating factor 5. NCBI's taxonomy places the organism in Eukaryota, Viridiplantae, Streptophyta, Magnoliopsida, Rosales, Rosaceae. Gene Ontology annotation, molecular function: ATP binding. Gene Ontology annotation, biological process: regulation of DNA-templated transcription; developmental process; DNA-templated transcription. Gene Ontology annotation, cellular component: nucleus. The record is from RefSeq and is a predicted model, not a curated record.
GAAUCGAAAAAGACAAUGGGUGGUACACAGAUAGUUAUUCUCAUUUCUUUACUCCCCAAAGAAUAUGGCCAAACCCCUCUUCUCCAUCACCGUCUCCAAGACUGAAAUGAGCGGGUCGUCGGUGGGCAAUGAAGGUCACGCGCCGCUCUUCACAGUGGCGCAAUGGGCUGAGAUGGAGAAUCAAGCUUUGAUAUUCAAGUAUCUCAAGGCAGGACUCCCUGUUCCUUCUGAACUCCUCGCCCCUAUUCGCACCAGUUUCAAUCUCAUUUCCCCCAAUUUCUUACGCCACCACCCCACCUUGGCUUCCUAUAGCCGGAAGAACAUGGACCCGGAGCCAGGGCGGUGCCGGAGGACGGAUGGCAAGAAAUGGAGGUGCUCCAAAGAUGCACAUCCGGAGUCCAAGUAUUGCGAGCGGCACAUGAACCGAGGCCGUUAUCGUUCAAGAAAGCUUGUGGAAUCACAAACUUCCUCUCAAUCUUUGUCGACUGUGACGUCAGACAGUGUGAUUGGGAUCUGCAGCCACAGUGGGAGCUUCCAGAGCAUGCCCUUACACUCAAUGGGAAAUAGUGGAGCUCUAUGCUUUGGAAGCAAUGCAUCUGAGUUGAAGAUGGAGAGUAUACCAUAUGGGGUAUCUAACAGGGGAACCAGGGGCUGCAAUGGAUCAGAAGAACAUAAUUUCGUGUCAGAAGCUAGGAGUGCGAGGUGUCUUCGGGCAGACAGUAAUGUAGAUAAUCCGUGGCUUCUAAUGGCGCCUCAAGUUCCCUUGAAAUUAGAACCGAGAAAUAGUUCUCUUUGGCUAAACAACAGCUCUCAUCUACAGACAUUACAAAAUAUGGAGCCAUUGAGCGUUAAUGCUGAAAUCACCAAACAUGAGUAUGUUGGUGAAGAGUUUGGCUUACCAGGAUCUCAAAAACACGAACAGCAUUCUCUUCAACCUUUCUUUGACGAGUGGCCUAAGUCAAAGGAUCUGGGGUUCCAUCAAAAUGAUCAUAGAUCAAACAUAACUGAAUUGUCAAUGUCUAAUGCAACGGUUCCUGCUAAAUUUUUCCUAAGGAGCGCUGAAUCACCCCGUGAUGCCUAUACUUGAACCCGGGAGCUGACAUGUGUGCUUUCUCGUGGAUGUCCGGGUACUUGCGAAGUUCCUGCUUGUCUGUAAUUUAGACGUCAUUAUUUCUGGGGUUUCUUAGGCUAGUAUUUUCCACUUGACCAUUAUGGUUAUACGUUUCGUGGAGCGUAAGAAUGUGUUAUCUACUCUUAUAUGUCAGCAUACUGUGGAGAUAUUGCUAGGAAGCGAUAUCCAAUGUUGUUGUUCUGUCUGUAUUUUGUUUGCAGUUCCACGACUGCUAUGGAUUUCAUAGUCACCCAGUAUGUUUUUGGUUUUUUUUUUUUUUUUUUCUGGAGUGACGUAUGGUCUCUUCAUUAACACGUACAUAACUAGUUUUUCAGUUGCCUU